GACUUAACCGACGCAUCCGCCCGACGCCAUUUUGAUGAAACAGCGACGAGAAGGGGGAACAUCGACGUCCCGCGUGACGCUGUUGGGAUUUUGCUUCGAUAAAAACAAAAAAAUCCACCGAGGACUCAUCUUUUGACAGCCUUUCUGCCGAGGAACACGACUGACGGACCUGACGAGGAAACAUAACAUCUCCCGCUUUGGGUUCGGCCGGUUGACGCGUCGUUAGUUUAGCUUAGCACGUUAGCUUAGCACGUUAGCUCGCGGCGCAUGUCGGGGCUAAAUGUCGAUGUGUUAACUUUCGCAUCAUUUUGUCGUCUCCUUGGCCGUUCCUUUUUUUUAGCCUAAACACUGUGGACAUCGUUCUCGACUACCUUCCGCGCCGUUCAGUGGACUUUUCGGACAUUUUUAACGCAAAAGCACGGACUUCUGCGGCCUUGCCCCCCCCCCACCCCUUUCAAGGACUCCUCAUGGCGGACGCGGCCUUUUUUUGAACGCCACUUUAGAUAAAAGAAGUCAAAUUUAUUGGUAUUGACUCGGACUCUGGUUGCGCCCCCGCUGUGGGUUUCACUGGACUUUGAGGACUGACAAAAAGGGCACAUGGCGCCGUCGACUGGCGCGCCGGCCUUUAAUGUCCACGUCUUUGGUUGGAAUUGACACGGACUUUUUUCGUCACUCGCCCUAAAUUUUUAACCAAGCCCUUUAAUUUGUCCAGUGUUUCAGCCCAUUUUCGUAUUAAAAGUGACCAGGUUUUGGCCUCCUGUGUUGAGUGUUGACGCUGUUUUAUUUCGUGACCCAAGCCUGUCUCUCCUCCCUCCUCCUCCUCCUCUCUUGUACCUUAUCUAAGUGCUUCUAGGCCUAUCCAAACAAAACGACAAAAAACAUGUCGUGUGUUCACUACAAGUUCUCCUCCAAACUGGACUACAACACGGUCACGUUCGAUGGGCUCCACAUCACCCUCAGUGAGCUCAAACGGCAGAUCAUGUCCAGGGAGCGCCUCAAGGCCACAGACUGCGACCUGCAGAUCACCAACGCGCAAACUCGGGAAGAAUACACGGACGAUGAAGCCCACAUCCCCAAACACUCGUCUGUGAUUGUCCGGCGGACUCCCAUCGGCGGAGUCAAACCCGCUGGCAGGACGUUCAUUGUAGAUCGUUCUGACACUUCUGUGGUGGGAUCAUCGAGACCCACCGACUCCUCACCUUCUAUGUCUCUUGCCCAACUCACCAAGACCGCUAAUCUGGUUGACGCAAAUGCAUCCGAGGUGGACAAGAUUAAAGCUAUGAUCUCCCAGUCAAACCACGACUAUGACCCCAUUCAUUACUCCAAAAAAGCGAUCGGACCGCCACCUGCUAACUACACCUGUUACCGUUGCGGAAAGACUGGCCACUACAUUCGCCAAUGCCCUAUGCUCUUGAUCCAAGAUAAGAGCUUGGAAGGUCCCAAACCAGUGAGAACGAGUAAGGGGAUUCCUCAGAGCUUCAUGGUGAAAGCGGAGCCUGGCACCAAAGGAGCCAUGUUGACCAGCACCGGUGAAUACGCCAUACCGGCCAUAGAUGCAGAGGCGUACGCGCAAGGGAAGAAGGAGCGUCCGCCGUUUGUCCCACAUGAUCAGUCUUCCUCUGAGGACGAUUCCGACCCCAUCCCGGAUGAGCUUCUGUGUCCCAUCUGUAAUGACCUGAUGACGGACGCUGUGGUUAUUCCUUGCUGCGGAAAUAGCUACUGCGACGAGUGUAUCCGGACUGCCUUGCUGGACUCUGAGGAGCACAUUUGCUACACAUGCAAACAGUCCGAUGUUUCCCCCGACAAUCUCAUAGCCAACAAGUUCCUUCGACAGGCCGUGAACAACUUUAAAAAUGAGACCGGCUAUGCAAAACAUGGGCGUAAACUGGUCCAUCCUUCGGUGCCCCCUCCCCCACGGCUUCACCUGAGCAGGCCUCUCCAGUCCAGACAGCAGGACCCUCUGAUGGCCAACAUCUCCCAGCCUCCUGCUGUUUUCAUUGGGACACCUGUCGUGACCCCUGCCCCCCAAGUUCAGGCCCCGCCUGUCUUGCCGGUCUUGCCUGCUCCUGCUGCUCUCACCGCCACCCCCACAACCACCUCCACUCCAACUCCCACUCCUCCACCUUCCCCUCCCCUUCCUCAUGCUGACGUCACUGAAGAACGACAAGAUGCCUCACCGGCUCCUGCACCUAUUGUGGACCAUGAUUCUCCUCGGGUCUCCACCAGCCAAGGAGAGCCACCCCCACCAGGGGAGAUAGACCCCGUCAUUGUAAUGCCGAGCUCGUCUAAACCGUCAGACCGAGACAGACAGAGUUACCAUAUGAAUGUUGGGCCGCCACCAUCUUCAAGGCCUCAUCAUCUACCAAGCCAGCAUUCUCGACCACCUCAAUCCCACAGAGGAGGCAGGCACUGGGAAAGGUCCUACAGAAACCGAGGCGACCCGCCUUCCACUCACCACCCGACAAUUCCACCUCCUUUACCUGCUCCUCCCAUUUAUGUGGCCCCAUCGCUAUACCCACCCCCUCCGCAGUCCUACCCUCCCUUGUACUCAUCUGGCCCCGGUCUCCUCCCUCCUCCUACGAUGGGUUACCAGCCUCAGCCCAUGUAUCCCCCUGGACCCCCAGGGGUCAACCCUCCCUGGGGGCCCCCGGGUGGUCAACCACCUCUUUUUCCCCUGCCCCCGUCCCUCAAUCUCAAUCCACCCCCUCUCUCAAAGGAGGACUUCUAUAAGCAGCGACAUCACCGACAAGAGAAUAUUACAUCCAAACUGGAUGAAUUCACAAAAGACUUUCACAAAGAGCUUAUGAAGUAUCGAAAUACAUCAAAGAGACAGAGACCUUCGUACUCCAGGUCCAGAUCGUAUAGCCGCUCUCCGUUCAGCCGCUCUUACACUCGAUCAAGAUCCAGGUCAAGGUCGAGGUCUUACUCUUACACCCCGAGUCGAUCGCGGUCCCGUUCACGCUCCCACGGACGGCCAUAUCCCCGUUCUCCAUAUUCCCGUCGAAAUGGACGCACUUAUGCACGCUCACGAUCAAGGUCUAAUUCCCGAUCAAGGUCUUACGGAUACAGGAGGUCAGGGUCGCCAAGAACGCCGCCUGCAUCCUUCCGUGGCGGAGGCUGGGAAGGGCCUGAAGGGACCGCGCCAUUCAGAUCCCGGUCACGUUCUCGCUCACCUGGUGCGUUCCGAAACCGAAGUCCUGGUAUACGAAAGCCACCAGCACGAGAGUUGCCGCCGUCUGAGCUGAAAGGACUAAGCCCUAACAGUCAUGAGCGCUGGGAGCGGGACCGCUAUCGGCAGUGGGAGAGGGAGUACAGAGAUUGGUAUAACAAGUAUUACAAAGACUAUGAGAAUCAGCAUCAGGCACUGCAUCACAGAGGCCGUGGCAGCAGGGAAAGGGAACGAGACAGAGUGUCCCCCCUGCACAGGGAAUACUCUCCCCAAGGAAGAGGGAGGAGAGGUCGAGAUGAGAAAGCAGCACCAUCUCACAAUCCUCCUCCAUCCUCAACGGUCACAAAGCCCAGCACCAAAGUCCUCAAGACUAAGAAGGUCAAAAAGAAAAGAGCUGGGGAGGACUCUGAACAAUCACAGCAGUCCAUGGACCGAGGCGAUGCUACGCCGGUCAGAGAUGAACCUAUGGACGAAAUACUGUCUCCGAGUAAAAUGGCUCAGGUGUCUUCAAAGCCACCGUCUUCCACCGCUACCUCUAAGGUUCCAGCCUCUAAAAUAUCCACUGCAUCUGUAAAAACCGCGGUCAAGUCAACAUCCAAGACUGACAAGUCCAAGAAAGAGAAGGCUCAAAAGGUAAAACCCAAAGUCAAAACGGAGGCUUCUAAAGUCAAAAGCGACAAGGUGAGGAAAAAGACUGAAAGUGCAGUCACCAAGAAGAAAGAUCCACCUCCUGCGGCUAAAACAUCAAAGACAAUCAAAGCCAGACCUGAAGAUGGCCACAACACAACUGCUCCUAAAAAGGAAAAGGUUAAAAGCUCAUCUAUGAGACCUCCUCUGCAAAAGACAACCCAGCUAUUCUCCCAAGGCGCACUUCUGCCACACCCGUCACUCCAUGAGAGCUUCCGACCUGGCAACGAUAAUAGAGGACGGAGAGACCUCCAACAUGGCGGCGGCCUCCUUCCCCUACCCCAUCAAGGACUCUCGUACCUCCACCGACCUCCCUCACCGCUCGACAACAGGCGGAGGUUGGGAGAGGAGGGCCGCUCUUUACUUGGUUCUCCGCCUCGAAAACUGAGAAGAUUAGAUGGGCUUGGGAUUGCAGGCGAUGUUUUCUCGCACCCACAUGCUGCUCACCAGCCACCACAGCAAAGACUUUCACAUCCAUCUGACAGGCCUGGUAUUCUUCCCCUAAAUGUGGGCCGCGAGAUGAUUUGGGCAGACAAGGAUCGAGGACCUAUCAGACCACUCAUGGAGUUGCCGUUCAAGCCUGUGAACCAGAGAAGCAUCCCUCUGAACAGAGAUCCUGGAAAACGAGGCAACCCUGAGACCUCAUCUUCUGGUGCUGAGAAGACCACAAACAACCUGGAUGCCGACAGACCCAGCAGUUCUUCGGAAAGUGACCUCAAAAAGGAACGAUCUGCUUCUUCUGACAGAGGAAUUUCGAGAGAUAAAGCUGGGGAGAAAUUUUCUGUCACGGAUAAAGACACUGACCGGAGCUCAGGAGUGGACAGAGAGAGGGACAGUACUUCCAGGGUAGACAGAGACCGAGACAGAGCUUCAGGUUCAGGUCGAGGAGAAAAAGCGUCUAGGUCUGACAGAGAUCAAGAAAAAAGUACAGAUCGAGGUCGGGAAAGAGCCUCAGGAUUUGACCGAGAUCGGGAAAAGGUUUCGGGAGCUGACAGAGAUCGUGAAAGGACUUCAGGUUUGGAUCGAGACAAGACUUCAACUUCUGACCGAGAUCGAGAAAAGACAUUGGGUUCGGAUAGAGAUCGGGAAAAGGGUUCAGACCGAGAUCGGGAAAAGACUUCUGGGUCAGAUCGCGAUCGGGAAAAGACUUCAAGCUCAGAUCGAAAUAGAACUGUGGGUUCUGAUAAAGAGCGUGACAGAGUCUCAGGCUCAGCCUCACAGAAGGUUUCGGUCUCGGCUGGAAAAGAAGCUGAGGCUACCGAUAAAUCACACAAGAUUGAACGCAAGAACUCUGGUGGAAGUGGAUCAGGAAGAUCAGUUUGCCUUGAUAAAAUGACAAUUGGAGAAAAAUCUGCCAUCAGCAAGAAGCAAGAGAGACCUAGUAGUUCCUCCAAGGAGCGAGAAGCCACGGAGAAAGUACCAAAAUCUGAUCGGACUGUUUCCAAAGAGAGAGCAGAGAAGAGCGUGUCCUCUUCAAAGAAACCAGAUACUGCUCCCAAAGGGAAAGAGGGUGAGGCCACAACUGUUAGGACCAAGCUUAAAAUCAGUCGGAAGGUUUUAUCGAGCCUGUCUGCGAACUCUGCCAGGUUAACUCAAGACACAAAACACGUCAGUGAAAUAGAGGAGAAGAGCGACUCUCCCGCCAAUCAGGAGCAGCCCCCACCAAGCACGGAGAACAACCACGACCCCAGCCCGAAAAACGUUGUGCAAGUGGGCCCGCUCGGAGAGGAGCUGCUCAUCCAGGCGCCUCCUCGCUCCAAGUGGGAGAGGGAAGACGACGAGGAGGAGGAGGCAGUGACGCAGGACGAGGAUGCCGGCGUACCCAAGGAACCUUCGCCUGUUCCUCAGAAGAGUCAGGCCAAAGAGGGACAGAUGGAAGCGCCCAAAGCUGUCAAGAGUGAUGCUCACGAGGUCACCCGAGACGAGAAGAAAGGUUUGGCCAAGGAAGAGAAGAAGAGGGUGCCAAAGGAGGACGGCAAAGGCAGCAAGCUGGCCUCCACUUCUGUUAAACCCACCAAAGUGAAAAUUAUUCGAGAGGACAGGAAGGGAGGCAAAACAGAAAGGAGCUCAGCUAUAAAGGAGGAUGGGAGAGGUCGAGCAGGACGGGAGGAUGCGAAGGGGGGUGCAGGGAAGGAUGAGAGGACUGCGUCCACAAAGGAGGAGAGGAGCAGGUCCUCCAAGGACGAGAAGAACAGUGGACGGGAAGAAAAUCGAGGCCCAGAGACUAAGAGACAGCGCCUGGGCUCCGACCUGACCCGCGAGACCGACGAGGCCGCCUUCAUCCCCGACUACAGCGAGGGAGAGGAGGGCUCCGACUCUGACGAGGACGGGAGCACCCCCUGCCCCUCCGCCAGCCAGCACUCCAACAGCGCCGAGCGGGAAAACCACAGCGACUCUGCCAGUGUGUCUACCGGUGCGGCUGCAGACAAGAAGCAGAAGAAGAAACACAAGAAGCACAAAAAACAGAAGAAGCACAAGAAGCACAAAGUGCAGGAGAAGGAGGGCGAGCACAAGAAGCACAAAAGCAAACACAAGAAGAAGAAACACAAAAAGAGUAAAGACAAAGUCGCUGAGGAAGUCAAAGUGGACAAAGCUCCGGACGAGGACCAGGCGGCGCCGUGUUAACAUCCUGUGGAUUUCUUUGUCCGCCUCCUAAAAAGCUCAUGCACUGACUUCUUGGACUUCUUCUUGGACUUUGUGAAGAUCUGUGGGUGGAAAAACCUUCACGCUGCUUUGUGCCAGCAGCCCACGUGACGGAGGACAUCAGGACUAACUCAGGGAUGUGCAGAACCAAGGAUCCAUUUGUCGCCCCUGAGGAACCUCCUUCGCCUCCCGUGUGUAAUAUGUGUCAAUGUACAUUUGUUGUCAUGGUUACGUUACAUGAAUUUAGUUUGCAACUUACAGGACGGUUCAAAGAUCACAACGUGCUCGCUACAACCGCUUAAUGUGAACUAUGACGGUCGGCCGUUGUCUCCAUGAUUGGGACUUUAAUUCAAGAGGUUACCUUGUUUUUUUAUUUCUUUGUCGGGUUGACAUUAGUCUUGCGCUCAGUCCGACAUGCGUGUGAUUUCUAGACAAGCUUUGUUCCUGAUUUGAUGCGACACUGGAUUCUAACACCGACCGUGUUAAGGCGAAGUGUCGCCACUCGUCUGUCCCUUGCUCUCUGUGAGCGAGUUCUUCCUGAUGAGUCUUUUUUUUUUUUUUUUUAUUAAAAUAUAUUGACCUCACAA
Messenger RNA from Nerophis ophidion (straightnose pipefish), 7086 nucleotides. RefSeq names its product E3 ubiquitin-protein ligase RBBP6-like. The coding region runs from base 881 to 6481 and encodes 1866 amino acids. Gene Ontology annotation, biological process: mRNA processing; protein ubiquitination; ubiquitin-dependent protein catabolic process. The record is from RefSeq and is a predicted model, not a curated record. Gene Ontology annotation, molecular function: nucleic acid binding; zinc ion binding; ubiquitin protein ligase activity. The transcript is spliced from 20 exons. Lineage: Eukaryota; Metazoa; Chordata; Actinopteri; Syngnathiformes; Syngnathidae. Gene Ontology annotation, cellular component: nucleus.